GAACUGGCAGUUAUGUUGUAGUGUUUAUAGAACUGUGUUGAAGUCUUCAUAGAAUUAUCUGUGUUGAAGUGUUUAUAGAACUGCUUGUGUAAUAGUGUAUAUAGAAAAAAUACUUUUAUUUCGUGUAUCGUUUUGAAACUACUCUACCAAUAUGUAACACGAAGUCAGUUUGCUGAAGUACUGAAAGGGAUAUAAGUCCGAAGAAAAAGACCGAAUCCUGAAAAAAGUAAAAACAAACAAAAAACUAACUAAAAUAAUACAAAUAACAAUAUUGAAAUGUAAGAGAAAUAUCAGGAUAAAGUAAAAAGUCACAAAAAACAAAAUAUGAAAUUAGGGAAAUUGUUGGAACAGAGUUUGAGGCCGAAAAUAGAGGCCAGUGGUGCAAUAGGAAGAUAAAAAAGUCAAACUUGGCGGGGUUGAGCGCCCUCUCAGCGGCCUGACGUCACGCCUUCCCCCGCGUCGCCGCGAUCUCGGAACCACUUUUCGACCCAAUAUCUCUACCAGGUGUUGCUGCAGAAAAAUGAGGACUUAAAAAAUUAAUGAUGUAAUAAAAAAAAGAAAAAAAAAGAACCUUUUAAUCAUAAUUGAUAAUUAGAACCUUAUAAUUGAUAAAACAAAAGUGAAUUCAAUUUCUUAAGAGAAAAAAAAAAAAAAAUUAAAGAAACAUCCCCUCCUUUACAUCCCCCUCAAAAGAUAAAUAGAAAAAAAAAAUUGGAUCAUUUAAAUUUUGAAAAAGAUGGUGAUACAAGACCUGCAACGUUUCCUCGAGUCCCAAGUCCCCGGUGCCUGCGUUCCUGUGGAUCUGCUCAAGAUUGCCAAGAGUGUGAGCAUCAGGCGUGGAAACCAGCGAAAUGUUCCGCGAGGGGGGUAUGGCCAGCCUCCCCUCACACUUGUGGUGGAUGGAGAGUGCUGUUUGGACCGGCUCUACGGAGGAUUCUUCUCAGACUGGGUGUGCGGCGGCCAGUGGAAUCGCAUGGUGCAGUUUUUGGCGGUGCUUAUCCAGACAGUGCAAAGCAACAACAUAGAGCUGGCCGUGUUCUUCAAUGGUGCUCUCGAACAACAGCGGCUCAACGAGUGGUCGCGUAGUCAAAUUGCCCUCCGCAGAAAUGUCAACUCGGUGCUGAAACAUGUGACAGUGAAGGGUACUCCCCCGCCCAAGGUGUGGUGGGUGGCUCCUGUUGGCUUGCGGACCUGUUUGCGCAUGGCCUUGCGACACCUCAAUAUACAAGUGCUUUGCACCAUGGAUGACCACCACCAAGAAGUAAUUGCCUUCUGUCGAGAAAACAAUUACCAUGGACUCAUGGCGGAAGAUGCAGAAUACAUUAUAUUCGACCCCCCACGCUACUUCUCCUCACACCAGCUCAAACUAACGUACAAGGGGUCGCUGGAAACCAAAGAGUUUAUACUAGAUGAAGUGGCGAGAGGCUUGGGUCUCCAACGCAACUAUUUCUGCUUGCUGGCAGCACUCUUAGGAAAUUAUUUACUCACAGAAUCUGAUCUCAGAGAUUUCUAUGCUGCAUUAGUUCCAAAUUAUGACAGACAACAGACUCCACAAGAGGAAGUAAUAAGAGCAGUUGUCAAGUUCAUAGUCAACCGAUGUGAUGUCAAUAACUUGCUUAGUGUUGGUGCACAGAUAUUUGGCUCCAUAAGUGACCCUCGGGUUGCAAAAUUCAAAGAGUCUGUACAAUACUUCCUCAACGGCACAAAAGACGGCUUCCUGCGCUAUAAACCGUUCCAGUCGGGGAGACGAGAUGGAGGUCACAGACAGUCUCCGCACCAGUCAGUUCCUAAACAAGAGGUCCAAGAAUCAAAGAUCGUGAUUGAGGUGACGGGUCCAGGGAGUCCGCAGGGUAGCAGCCGUGGAGGGAGUGGCUGUGGCUCACUCUCACCAGAAGCAGCCCAGCUAGAGCAGGCGCUGGAGUCCCGCCUGGGGGGGUUCACCAUUGUGGUAACCGGGGAGGAUGAUGAGGAGACGCAGCACCUCGAGGACUGGGGUGGGGAGGCAGGAAGAGGAGGAGGAGGGAUGGAAGAUGGAGGAGGAACCAGUCGUGGAGAAAGUGAAUGUGAUGGAGGAGGAGGAGGAGGAGGAAAAGAAGAUAGUGGGAGAGAUAGGGGUGAGAACAUUAAAGAGAUCUUUAAAGGAAUAGAGCAGAACAAAAGAGAGGAAGAGGAGGUGGAGGAGAACGGUGAUGAUAAUAAGGAGAAAGAAAAGGACGAAGAGAGGAAGGGGGACCUGACGGUGCAGCCGGCUGACCUCGAUGACCACGACCACGACUCAGGUAUAUUAUGUGGUGGUUGCCUGGGCUCGACGGCCUCAGGUUCGCCAGGAGCCUCCCUCUUGCUCUCGUCCUCAUCUUCAUCCAGCAACAGCUCAGCCGCCUCCCCGUACCGCCUCACGCCUGAUGUGUCUUGGGCAGCGCAGGUGUACCGCUCCAACCACACUUCCCACUCUAGUAGUCCAAGUGAAAGCCACCAGGAGCCCGGCCCGCAGAUUGACCCCAACCCACUGCCUCUACCUCCAGUCCCCCAUGAAGUCAUGCGAACAGGCCUCCGAACGCCACCAGAAGGGUCUCAUGUGUCCUUGGGUGUACCAGGUCCUCACACAGAGGGCCUAGCCACUGAGGUACCUGAAAUCAAGGUUCGCGAGUGGGUGUACACCAAAAAUAACCCAUACCGCACUGCUGACAUUGUAGAAGCAACACCCAUCAAUUGGGCCGUGCCGACCGUCCAGAGGUUGUGGUUUGGAUCGGUUGUGGAUGACAAGAAGCGCCGCCUCAGAGCAUUUCUAAGCUGCAUGCGAUCCGAUUCACCUCUUAUGCUACACACGUCCCAUGUUCCACAGCAUCUGUUAAUAAUGGCCACAGUUCUAAGGUAUAUAAUGAGCAAUCCAACGGGUCCAGUCCUGAGGAAACAAGAGCUUGACGCUUUCCUGGUCACAGCUUUCUCCCCAGAUCUCACAAAUGCACAUUAUUUGCAAGAUUUGCAGCUUCCCCUAGUUACUGCCAGAGGUGCUCAGUUAGCUGCACUUUUCAUGCUAGGGGUUGAGACAGCUCUCUUCGCCAAUGAUGCAUGCGGAGCACCUGUUCCCUGGCUCAUGUGCUGCCCAUGGUUGUAUUUUGAUGGCAAGCUCUUCCAUGCGAAGCUCAUCAGGGCCAACUGUGCCAGGUCACUUGUUGAGGUGUGUGAUGGGGAGAUAGACCUUGUGGCAAAAGUGGAGCGCUGUCGCCAGGCGAUACUGGAGGGCAUUCGGGUGGAAUUUGCACACCCCCUUCUUCCUCCCAUGCCAGGAGCGGGUGGGCACAAGGUCGGCCCCCCACCCCCCUACCCCAUGGCUCACCCCCCAGGCCGUGGCAGAGGCAGAGGAGGACCAGUGAGGAAUAGUGUACAAGGUGGUGGCGUAGGUAGAAUGUUCUCCCGUGGAGGACAACUACAAGUCGCCGGUGUUGUUGUAGGAUCUUGGGGACCAAACUAUGGCUCCAGCGGUAAUGACUACAGACCAAGGGGAACAAGAUACCCGCAUAAUGGUGGUGGAAAUAUGCAAGGGAGAAGUGAAUCCAGUAGAUUUUCCCGCUCCACUCGAGGCAGACCAACUGUUUUGGCCAAACGCCGCACGAUAAAGAAGCGUGAGAUUCGCUCGAGCCGGGGACGAGGGAUGAGCAUGGAGGCGCCUGGCAACAGGUGGGGGGUUCCGCAAAGCAGCCGCAGUGCAAGAUUUGUGAAGGUUUUGUCACUCAGGCGUUAACGUAGU
Messenger RNA from Penaeus chinensis, 3748 nucleotides. Its product is annotated as constitutive coactivator of PPAR-gamma-like protein 1. Bases 737 to 3742 code for a protein of 1001 amino acids. Lineage: Eukaryota; Metazoa; Arthropoda; Malacostraca; Decapoda; Penaeidae. The transcript is spliced from 20 exons. Gene Ontology annotation, cellular component: nucleus. The record is from RefSeq and is a predicted model, not a curated record.